GGAAGUGAUUUGCCCAGGAUCACGCAGCUGCUAAUUAACCAGGGCCAAGAUGGGAACUGGGUAUAUCUGAUUUCAGCAACUGUGCUCCUAACCCUUACUUACUCCUUUGAUUAUAAUCAUUGACAGCUCCCAGUUUAAUCCCAGGGUUGACACUGGACAUGCCUGAUCUCAUUUACUUCUUCCUGCAAACGUAUGAAAAAAGCUACUAUAUUGUACCCAUUUUACAAAUGAGGAAACUGAGGCUCAGGUAGCUAAGGUCACUUUCUCAAGGUCAUGCUGCACAUAAAUAGCAGAGCUGGGGUUAGAACCCAGGCCUGGAAGACUCUAAAAUCUAGGCUCUCCCUACCCUCUGGUGCCUAGAAGGGGGUCUGUCCCCGGCAGGAGCUCUGCCCCUCUGUGUGCCCUGCUGCACCUGCCGAGAGAGGCCUCUUGCAGUGCCCUAGCCUUCCCUCCUGGCAGCCACAAAACAAACAAGGUGGGAACCAAUCUUUAUUUGUUUUUCUGCUAAUGUGUGGGGAUGGAGAGAUAUAGAAAAGAGGGCUUUCCAGACAUUUUCCUGCAGCCCGGGUGGGAUGGUAGGAGUUCCAGGAAACUUGCCCUUGGUGUCUAGCCCUCCCAGUGGCGUGCUGCAGAGGGCAGGGGGCUGACAGCCAGCAGGGCCUUGUCCCUCCCUUGCCCUUCUCCUGGCUAAAAGUUGGGCCUGGGAGCCAGAGAGAACUGGGUUGAAGUCCAACUCUUCUUACAAGCUAUGUGACUUCCCCUCUUUUUAUUUAUUUAUUUAUUUUUUGCUAUACGCGGGCCUCUCACUGCUGUGGCCUCUCCCGUUGCGGAGCACAGGCUCCGGACGCGCAGGCCCAGCGGCCAUGGCUCACGGGCCCAGCCGCUCCGCGGCAUGUGGGAUGCUCCCGGACCGGGGCACGAACCCGCGUCCCCUGCAUCGGCAGGCGGACUCCCAACCACUGCGCCACCAGGGAAGCCCAUGACUUCCCCUCUUAAAGCUCCAUUUUCCUCAUCUGACAAAUGGGAACAAAUAAUACCUUUGUCAUCAGGUCGUGUGUCCCUGGGGCACCCUUCUAGGUGUCAGGGACACAGGAGUGAACGAAACAGAUGCAUUCCCUAUCUUCUGGUGCUCACAGCUCAGGAAUUAACGAAUCUCAUGAACAAAUGGUCAGGGAGGGCUUCCCAGAGGAAUGGACAUGAGCUGGGAUCGCAGGUGGGCAGGAGUUAACCAGGCAAAGAGGGGAGGGAAGGGGUCAGCGCUUGGCACUGGGGAGCAGAGUGUGUGCACUGUGGGAAGUUAACUAAAUUCUCAGAACCUGGGUUUCCUGUUCUGUGAAAUGGGGUCAUAAUGACGGUGCUGGGAACUUGAGGGCUACUGACUCCCACAGUGGGUUCGUGAGUAUCUCUGAGCACCUAGUGUCCCUGAAGCAUAGAUGUGGUGGUUCUGUUUUAGUAGGUGCUUACGGUGUGGCAGGCGCGGCACUGGCCGCUGGAACACGUGCUCUCUGCUUCAGCAUCCCCAUUUCACAGGUGAGGAAACCGAGGCUGUGACCCAUCCACUUUCGCAUCACAUGGUUGCUAAAUGUGGAGCUUGGAACUUGAAUCCUGCUCUGGGGGCCCCGAAGCUGGCUUGGUUGGCCAGGAGUAGGCCCCAGGCUCCAGAUCUGGGGACCCAGUGUGACUCUGAUGCCCUUUCUCCUCCAGCUAACAUCCAGGGUAGCUGGACCUGAGGCAGACUCAUGUUUCCAGGUCCCUGAAAGAGGCUCUGUUGCAGCUCCUGCCGGGGGCUGGCGGCCAACCACAUCUGGGAGUGGCCACCCUGAACCCCUGUCAUUACAACGGUGGCUUUGAAGAAGCUGGCAGCAGUGCUGUUUGCCCACGUGGGAGGGGGCUUCCUGGAGCCGGCCUGACUCCCCUCCUGUUCCCUUACAGGCAGAGCAGUGCAGACAGGUCCAGGGGCAGCAUGGCGGAUCCCAGCGAAGGCCCCCGCGCGGGGCCUGGGGAGGUAGCUGAGCCCCCCGGGGAUGAGAGUGGCAUCCCCAGUGGGGAGGCCUUCCCCCUCUCUUCGCUGGCCAACCUGUUCGAGGGGGAGGACGGCUCCCCGUCGCCCUCUCCGGCUGACAGUGGUCGCCCCGCCGGCCCAGGCGAUGGGCGACCAAACCUGCGCAUGAAGUUCCAGGGCGCCUUCCGCAAGGGGGUGCCCAACCCCAUCGACCUGCUGGAGUCCACCUUGUAUGAGUCCUCAGUGGUGCCUGGGCCCAAGAAGGCGCCCAUGGACUCGCUCUUUGACUAUGGCACCUAUCGCCAGCACCCCAGUGACAAGCGGUGGAGGAGGAAGGUCAUAGAGAAGCAGCCACAGAGCUCCAAAGCUCCCACGCCCCAGCCGCCUCCCAUACUCAAAGUCUUCAACCGGCCUAUCCUCUUUGACAUCGUGUCUCGGGGCUCCACCGCUGACCUGGACGGGCUGCUCCCCUUCUUGCAGACCCACAAGAAGCGGCUGACUGAUGAGGAGUUCCGGGAGCCAUCCACGGGGAAGACCUGCCUGCCCAAAGCCCUGCUGAAUCUGAGCAACGGCCGCAACGACACAAUCCCUGUGCUUCUGGACAUCGCUGAGCGCACAGGCAACAUGCGUGAAUUCAUCAACUCGCCCUUCCGGGACAUCUACUACCGCGGCCAGACCGCCCUGCACAUCGCCAUCGAGCGCCGCUGCAAACACUACGUGGAGCUUCUGGUGGCCCAAGGUGCCGAUGUUCACGCCCAGGCCCGGGGACGCUUCUUCCAGCCCAAGGAUGAGGGAGGCUACUUCUACUUCGGUGAGCUGCCCCUGUCGCUGGCAGCCUGCACCAACCAGCCCCACAUCGUCAACUACCUGACAGAGAACCCGCACAAGAAGGCGGACAUGCGGCGCCAGGACUCCCGUGGCAACACAGUGCUGCACGCACUGGUGGCCAUCGCUGACAACACUCGCGAGAACACCAAGUUCGUCACCAAGAUGUACGACCUGCUGCUGCUCAAGUGUGCCCGCCUCUUCCCCGACAGCAACCUGGAGGCCGUGCUCAACAACGACGGCCUCUCGCCCCUCAUGAUGGCCGCCAAGACGGGCAAGAUUGGGAUCUUUCAGCACAUCAUCCGUCGGGAGGUGACAGACGAGGACACCAGGCAUCUGUCCCGCAAGUUCAAGGACUGGGCCUAUGGGCCAGUGUAUUCCUCGCUCUAUGACCUCUCCUCCCUGGACACGUGUGGGGAAGAGGCCUCUGUGCUGGAGAUCCUGGUGUACAACAGCAAGAUCGAGAAUCGCCACGAGAUGCUGGCCGUGGAACCCAUCAAUGAACUACUUCGGGACAAGUGGCGAAAGUUUGGGGCCGUUUCCUUCUACAUCAACGUGGCCUCCUAUCUGUGCGCCAUGGUCAUCUUUACCCUCACCGCCUACUACCAGCCGCUGGAGGGCACUCCGCCAUACCCUUACCUCACCACGGUGGACUACCUGAGGCUGGCCGGCGAGAUCAUCACGCUCUUCACCGGGGUCCUGUUCUUUUUCACCAACAUCAAAGACUUGUUCAUGAAGAAAUGCCCUGGAGUGAAUUCUCUCUUCAUCGAUGGCUCCUUCCAACUACUCUACUUCAUCUACUCUGUGCUGGUGAUUGUCUCGGCGGCCCUCUACCUGGCGGGGAUUGAGGCCUACCUGGCCGUCAUGGUCUUUGCCUUGGUCCUGGGCUGGAUGAACGCCCUUUACUUCACCCGUGGGCUGAAGCUGACGGGGACCUAUAGCAUCAUGAUCCAGAAGAUCCUCUUCAAAGAUCUUUUCCGCUUCCUGCUGGUCUACUUGCUCUUCAUGAUUGGCUACGCUUCAGCCCUGGUCUCCCUCCUGAACCCGUGUGCCAAUGUGAAGAUGUGCAGCGAGGACCACACCAACUGCACAGUGCCCACGUACCCCUCGUGCCGUGACAGCGAGACCUUCAGCACCUUCCUCCUGGACCUCUUCAAGCUGACCAUCGGCAUGGGCGACCUGGAGAUGCUGAGCAGCACCAAGUACCCCGCGGUCUUCAUCACCCUGCUCGUCACCUACAUCAUCCUCACGUUCGUGCUGCUCCUCAACAUGCUCAUUGCCCUCAUGGGGGAGACGGUGGGCCAGGUGUCCAAGGAGAGCAAGCACAUCUGGAAGCUGCAGUGGGCCACCACCAUUCUGGACAUCGAGCGCUCCUUCCCUGUGUUCCUGAGGAAGGCCUUCCGCUCCGGCGAGAUGGUGACCGUGGGCAAGAGCUCAGACGGCACUCCAGACCGCAGGUGGUGCUUCAGGGUGGAUGAGGUAAACUGGUCUCACUGGAACCAGAACUUGGGCAUCAUUAACGAGGACCCCGGCAAGAACGAGAACUACCAGUAUUACGGCUUCUCGCACACCGUGGGCCGCCUCCGGAGGGAUCGCUGGUCCUCGGUGGUGCCCCGUGUGGUGGAGCUGAACAAGAACUCGAACCUGGACGAGGUGGUGGUGCCUCUGGACAACGUGGGGAACCCCAGCUGUGACGGCCACCAGCAGAGUUAUCCCCCCAGGUGGAGGACUGACGACGCCCCCCUCUAGGGGCUGCAGGCAGGAGUAGGGUCCCUUCCACCGCCCAUUUCUAGUCCACCCGCAUUUCAGCGGCGCCUCCUGGGGUGUCCCCCGCACCCUUGUUCGACCCCCAGAGGUGAGGGCCAGGUGGAGAUGCCGGGGAGGCCCCAGGACCCUCUGGUCCCCAGGCUCCUGCCUCCAGCCCCACCUCCCCACCCAGGCACGAGGCUCCUGGCCGCCUGUCUCACUCCCAUGGAGUCACAUAAGCAACACCAGUUUCUCCGCCCACCAGGGCUCAGACCCUGGCCUCUCCAUUUAUUUAUUUGCUCUGUUCUCAGGAAAGUGGCACAACCUCCACCCCCAACCGGAGCCUGGCAGAGGCCUCAGGCCCCCGACCCAGGUGCACUGCCGCCGGCUAAGCCCCCGGCCCCGCCCCACGCUGUGGCCGCACAGGCCACCCUGGGCUGAAGUAGGGUGGCUUUGCUGAAGGGCCGGGCACUCGGGGUGGGGCUGCGCCUUCUGUGUGUUCUGUAGGGGAUUGU
Molecule: messenger RNA, 5088 nt
Organism: Globicephala melas (long-finned pilot whale)
Lineage: Eukaryota; Metazoa; Chordata; Mammalia; Artiodactyla; Delphinidae
Gene: TRPV4
Product: transient receptor potential cation channel subfamily V member 4
Biological process (GO): osmosensory signaling pathway; calcium ion import across plasma membrane; actin filament organization
Cellular component (GO): plasma membrane; cilium
Molecular function (GO): protein binding; calcium channel activity
Source: RefSeq, a predicted model, not a curated record